Molecule: messenger RNA, 291 nt
Organism: Bipolaris victoriae FI3
Lineage: Eukaryota; Fungi; Ascomycota; Dothideomycetes; Pleosporales; Pleosporaceae
Exons: 1
Cellular component (GO): nucleus; cytosol
Molecular function (GO): DNA binding
Source: RefSeq, a predicted model, not a curated record
GCGGACCAACGCUCCUCAAUUCUAUCUCAAAUCCUCCUCCCCGAAGCCGCAGACCGCCUCGGCCGCAUCCGACUCGUCAAAGAAUCGCGCGCCACAGACAUUGAGAACCGGCUUAUUAUGCUGGCGCGGACGGGCCAGCUGCGCUCCAAAGUGACGGAGGAGCAGCUCAAGGAGAUUCUGGGGGCUGUGGCGGAGCAGCAGGAGAAGGAGGAGCAGAAGAUUGUUGUGGAGAGGAGGGGGGGAGGCUGGGAUGAUGAUGAUGAGUUGGAGGAGCUUAUGAAGGAGGUUUAG